GGGAGCAGCGACAACUUCUCGCGUUUCAACUCCAGCGACAAGCAAGACCUGGACCUGGACUCCUACCCAAAGCCUCCCCAGCGGCGGCGCAGCGAGUAGAGCUCCACGCAGUAACUUCCUCGGCUCGGCCCGGCUGCCUUUGGGAGCCCCAAGUGCACACCUGCAAACUCUCUGCCUUUUACACCUGCCAACCCAGAGCCAGCGCGGGCGCCAGAGAAAGCCAUGGCCAACGCGGGUCUGCAGCUGUUGGGCUUCAUCCUGGCCUUCCUGGGUUGGAUCGGUUCCAUCGUCAGCACCGCCCUGCCUCAGUGGAAGAUUUACUCCUAUGCCGGCGACAGCAUCGUGACCGCCCAGGCCAUCUACGAGGGGCUAUGGAUGUCUUGUGUGUCGCAGAGCACCGGGCAGAUCCAGUGCAAAGUCUUCGACUCUUUGCUGAAUCUCAACAGUACUUUGCAGGCAACCCGUGCCUUGAUGGUGAUUGGCAUCCUGCUGGGACUGAUAGCGAUCUUUGUGGCCACUGUUGGAAUGAAGUUUAUGAAGUGCAUGGAAGAUGAUGAGGAGCAAAAGAUGCGGAUGGCUGUCAUUGGGGGUGUGAUAUUUCUUAUUUCAGGUCUGGCUACUUUAGUUGCCACAGCGUGGUAUGGCAAUAGAAUUGUUCAAGAAUUCUAUGACCCUAUGACCCCUGUCAAUUCAAGGUAUGAAUUCGGCCAGGCUCUUUUCACUGGCUGGGCUGCUGCUUCUCUCUGCCUUCUGGGAGGUGCCCUACUUUGCUGUUCUUGUCCUCGAAAAACCACCUCUUACCCAACACCAAGGCCCUAUCCAAAACCUACACCUUCUAGUGGGAAAGACUACGUGUGACAAGUGAAUGGAGUUAUCUUGUUAGAACGUAAAAUGGACAUUGAAAUACCAUCAUUGACAUUAACAUUAACUGAGACUUUUGAUUAUUAUAAUACGAACUGUGGUAUUAGAAAAAAUAUUUUUAAGGCUGCCCAUUGCUAGAAAUGGCUUAAUCUUUCCGCAGUACUGGAAGAAAACCCUUCCAUUUGUAUUACUGCUUCUCACUGAGUAAUCAAACUCAAAUGGGGAGUACUCCAUAGAUAUAUAUAGAUAUGUAUAUAUACAUGUUUUUCUAUUAAAAAGACAGUAAAAAGAUCUUAUCUUCAUUAUAUAGGCACUAGCAUACUAAAAAUCUCUAGAAAAAUACAUUUAAUUAUAUGUUGAUUAAAUAAGAAUGUUAUUGCUAUACUUCCCUUAUUUCUCUCUAUAUACGUAUAGAAGAGGUCAGAUAUCAUCCCUUCUUCAUCAGUUUUUAGUUUCUUUGUCGUAAGACCUUACCCACUUUACUAAGUAUUAUUCUUUGAGUUCUUCAUGUGUUGCAUAUAAUUAUUUUAAUUUGUUACCUCUAUCUUAUAGUACUUAUUCGUCAAGUCCUUAUUUGUUUCUAUUAUAUUGAUCCCUAACUCCAGAAUCUGAUAAUGCAUUUCAUAGCCUACAUUUUUGUGCCUAACGCCAGUAACAAUCUCUUCCAUAUCAGCAUGUUGGGGGAAAAAAUCUUUCUGCAUAGGGAUGACAUAUUCCUGUUGGCCUCCCCACACAAACCCUGUACUCUGACCCAUUGCACACUUAUCUGCUUUGAAAAUAUUUGUCCCCUUUUGUAGCUUUAUGCCACUCACCCAAGUGUUGUAACAAUUUUAUUGAUUAAAUUUUAUGCUGCUUGUUCAUGGUUAUAUAUCCCUGAAAAUGCAUUUUUCUUCGUCCCUUCUCAACUGUCUUGUUUUCCCAUAAGUAAUUAUUAUACAGUUUAACACACUUCUCAGAGAGGUGUGGUCUGUUUAUCUGAACAAACUGCUAGAUUUUAUGUAGUGAUUAUCUGGUGACAAAUAUUCUCUCCAUAGCUAUGAGCAAGUCAUGCAAUCUUUCUAACUCUUUCCCCAUCUGCCAAAUUGAUAUAAUUAUACUUAACCAGCUGGUAGAAGUAAUGUAAGUAUUAAUUAGUUGAUAUUUUUCUCAUUCCUUGAACGUGAAAUAUGCCUAAGUAGUAUUUUUAUUUGUUCAAUUGGCUAUUUAGAAGUCACUAAGCAAAAUCAGACACACAUCGUCAUUCAUUCAGUAUUUUUUCCUUUUCCAUCAGUCCAUUUCCUUUCUUUCAGCUGUGUCUGGUGUGUUGUUGGUGCUCCAUUCCAUUUUAACAACUCGUUUUAGUUUUCCAGUCUGUUUCUAAAUGGAGUUUCACUUGAGGAAGAUGAUAUAAUGGAAAAGGUGUUGGCUUUGGGAUCUGGAGAUUUGGUUUUAAAUCUCGGUGCUAUCAAUUACUGUCUGAGUUUGGGCAGGGCAUUUGGCUGCCCUAGAUUUAUUGCUUCAUCUGUAAAAAGGAAUUCCUAGUUUCUGACCUGCCUACCUCACAGGAUUGUGGUAGGGUUCCAGUGAAACGAUAUACAUGUAAAUGUGGUUUUGCAAGAUGAAAGUGCUAUACUAGGGGAAAGAAUUAAGGAAUUGAAGUACAUAAGUUGUGGGGUUACUUUUCAAAUGUCUGAAGAGCAAAACGUUCAUAAAUGGAUUUCUUGCCUUAACCAGUCUCUGAAGUGACGAGACAUUAAAGUGAAUUCAGCUCACUGAAAAUGAAAAGAAUUCUAAGGAAGUUCUGUUGUCUUCAGUCAGUAUGACCUGAUGCCUUCUGUGGCAAAGCAGACACGGUGGGGGAAGGAAAAGCCUGACAGUUUGCAAAAUGAAGAUUAUUUGAGAUUUUUUGAAUUAUAAUAACUUGUAAGGGGAUAUAAGGGCUAUCAAUUGAUUGCUGUCUUUGGAGCUUUGGCUAUUAGCUGGCAGCUAACACUGCUAGUUUUUUAGUCAGGAAAUUGUACUUUAUGAUGAAACCGCAUGGGAAAGCUCUUCAAAGGACUAUUUUUAUGAGGAUUUAGACCCAGUAAAUUUGAAUAUAGUUUCUAAACUUGACAAUCUAUGGUUCUAGAAAUUAUACCAGCCUUUGCUACAUAUAAACAUUAUAAUGAAUGUGGGUGUAAAUAUAUGUGGAUAACCAAUUGCUAAAUUCUACAGAGAAAUCUGUAUUCCAAAAUGAUCCAAUAGAAUUGUUACACCAGAAUUUAUCCAAUUUUGAUGUUUUUCUACUCUGCUUCCCUACUUGGAAACUGACCAAUAGAUAUUUGGGGGUUUUAUAAAAGGUAUUUGUACAAAACUUUACUCUUUUUUCAAUAAAUUGUUGUUUUAUAAUAAAAAAGACCACUGA
Molecule: messenger RNA, 3244 nt
Organism: Lepus europaeus (European hare)
Lineage: Eukaryota; Metazoa; Chordata; Mammalia; Lagomorpha; Leporidae
Gene: CLDN1
Product: claudin 1
Exons: 4
Coding region: 223-858 (211 amino acids)
Biological process (GO): cell adhesion; bicellular tight junction assembly
Cellular component (GO): bicellular tight junction; plasma membrane
Molecular function (GO): structural molecule activity
Source: RefSeq, a predicted model, not a curated record